AUGCACCAACCUGGCCAUAGACCAUUGCAUAGUGUCAGGCUGAGGGGGCGAGAUCCCGCCAGAUGGAGGACCCGAAAACCUUCGAUUUCCCCCACCAAAGGAACCUAUCACCUGCCCGCCCUUCUAUUAGUCCUUCUCAUCGUCAUCCAGAGCUUUGAGCCUCAUAUGUGCCGGGAAUUGAUGAGACAUCCGAGCGACGAGCGCUCCAAGGACAAGCCACUCUCGACCACUGUCGGUGGUAGAGCUCCCCAUGAGGUGACAUUGCCCCAAGCGAAGGAGCACAAACGUGCGGCGGAAAGGUCGGCACCCAGCCAGCCGGAGGAGAUUUUCAGCGCUCCGGCCGACGACAGUGGCCUCAGCUACGAUGAGUAUCCGAUGGUUGUGCCGAAAAGAGCUGCCUUGCUGUUGGACCGUUUAAUGGUGGCCUUGCAUCACGCUCUAGAACAGGAACGAGCCGGUCACCGAAUCGGUGACUUCUACGCGGACAAGAGCAAUCUCAACGAGAAAUUUGGAGAACCACAGAACGGAUUAGCACAACAGCCAGCCGGGGAGGAUGGAAUGUACACAGAGGAUGAUCCCAGCGUAUUGUUGGAUUACGAUUUCAAAGACGUUAACCAGAUCAAUCGCGCCACCGGCGAAACAAGAAGAGCCGGUGCGGAAUUGGCCGGAGAAGAUCGAUCUGGAACGUCCAGCUUAUCCGGCUCCCCAGCUGGUCCACGGCGCCUCCAUCCUUCCGGACCCGGCGGUGGUCGUAUGUACUGGCGUUGCUAUUUCAAUGCCGUCAGCUGCUUUUGA
Messenger RNA from Drosophila bipectinata, 795 nucleotides. RefSeq names its product Allatostatin double C (gene AstCC). Lineage: Eukaryota; Metazoa; Arthropoda; Insecta; Diptera; Drosophilidae. The record is from RefSeq and is a predicted model, not a curated record.